Molecule: messenger RNA, 3097 nt
Organism: Gymnodraco acuticeps
Lineage: Eukaryota; Metazoa; Chordata; Actinopteri; Perciformes; Bathydraconidae
Gene: dok1b
Product: docking protein 1b
Exons: 5
Coding region: 281-2227 (648 amino acids)
Biological process (GO): positive regulation of MAPK cascade; cell surface receptor protein tyrosine kinase signaling pathway
Cellular component (GO): cytoplasm
Source: RefSeq, a predicted model, not a curated record
CGACAGAUUGGCGACCCACCGACAACAUUUGGACACUAUUUAACUUUUGUCGGACCACCCAGCCACUGUUUGGGCUUUUAUUUUUAUUUUAACCAUGACACCUUUAACUGUGCGCGAGCGGUACGAUACAUGCGUUAUAGCGGCUGGGGAGCGGAAGUGAAAGGAGGAGGGAAGUUGUUAAGGGGGAAAUAAACCUCUAAAAAGUGAUUUUCGUCCAGUCAAGUUCAACUAAAAUCUCGUCUUUUUAGAGGAAGGGUGGCCCUGGAGAGUUUGGGGGGGCAUGGACACCCACGUUAAGGAGGGACAACUUUAUGUGCAGCAUCAAAAGUUUGGCAAGAAAUGGAAGAAGAACUGGUUCGUCCUGUUCCCUGCCAGCCAGAACGGCAUCGCCCGCCUCGAGUUCUACGACUCGGGGGGCGGCGGAGGCGGCGGAGGCUCGGGGAGCGGGUCCACGGAGAAGUCCAGGAAGCUCGACAAGAAGAUCAUCCGCCUGUCCGAGUGCAUCUCCAUCCUGCCGGCGCUGACAGAGAGCUGUCCCAAAGAGAACAUGUCGGCCUUCUGCGUGGAGACCAACGACAAGACGCACGUGUUCUCUGCCGAGAGGAGCACCGCCAAGGACUGGAUGGACACCAUGUGUGACAUCGCCUUUAAGGGCGGCAGCAGCAGUGCGGCUGCAGACCCUAACGGAGGGGGCCUCGACCUGCAGAUGUCUGAAAACCUCAUCUACUACUCCAGAGAGGAGGUGAACGAGUUCUGGGUGAGCGUGCAGCGCACCGAGGCGUCAGAGCGCUGCGGGAUGACGGGCAGCUACUGGCUGAAGGCCGAGAACGACAUCUUGAUCUUAAAGGAGCCGAAGACAAAGAGGGACGUUCUGGCGUGGCCCUACAAACUGCUGCGGAGAUACGGCCGGGACCGGGUGAUGUUUUCCUUCGAGGCCGGCCGACGCUGCGACUCAGGCCCCGGGAACUUCACCUUUGACACCAAGCAGGGCAACGAGAUCUUCACGCUGGUGGACCAGGCCAUCCAGUCGCAGAAGGUCCAGGCCGAGGAGCGCCACCUCAGCAGCCCCCUCAACUUCGACCCCGACUGCCCGUCGUCCCUGCAGCACAUACGCAACGCCCCCCCCAGCAGCCUAACAGGAAGUGGGGACAGCAGCAGCUGCAGCAGCCGGGAGGCCGACGGAGAUUCAGGGGGCAGCAAACCAGGCUCUGCUGACGGAGUGCUGGGGAAGAGAGAGGGUGGAGAUGGAGGGGGAGGAGGGAGGGGGCAAGGAACAGGACUAAAGGGGAGGAGUUUACCAGAACCUCCAGCCAUAAUGGGCGUUAUGGGAAGUGGGGGGGUCCCUGCGAAGUCUCCAAGAGGUCAGGUGGCAGCGAAAGGUGCUGAUGAACAUGCAGCUCUUUACUCUGAGCCGGCAGACUCCGUUCGCCUGCCUCUGCACGCCGGAGACUGCCUCUACUCUGACCCCAUGGACACCAUCAAAGCUCAGAGCCAGAGCAGCACCCACCCUGUGGCCCCCCCCCGCCUCCGACCAGCAGGAGAUGACGCUCCGGGACUUCAAGGGGAUCAUCACCUGGGAGGCAGGAAGCUGCCGGACCUGUACUCGCACGUGUAUGACCGGAUCAGCCUGGAGCUGAGCCAGAAGACGGGCGCGCUGAGUCUGAACGGAGCCGCGGGGGGGUGCAGAGGGGGGAACAGUAACAGGAGGCCCCCAGGAGGUCAGACAGAAGGAGCUUUAACGCCUCCCGCUGCGCGUCUGGAGCACAUCUACGACGAACCAGAGGGCCGCGCCUCCACCGGUAAAUCAGGGAUGACAAUUUAUGACGAGGCCCGCCUGGAGCCCCACAUCCACAGGAGAAAGGACGAGGCGGCCCCUUCAGGGCCGGAGGGAACUUACAGCACUGCUUUGCAUACAAAGCCAAUAGACCCCCACAAACACUCGCCCCCGCAGCCGGCCCAGAGCCGCGGCACGCCUCAACCCCCCGCACCGCGGUGGCCCAAACCCCUCACCGGCCCGAAGCCCGGCAGGAUGAAGAAGGAGCCGGUGCCGCUGCCCCCCGGAAGACAUGGAGGCAAUAAUGUAAACAACAACAACAAUCUAUGGGUGGGAGGGGACACGGGGCAGGAGCUGUACAGCAAAGUGUCAAAGAAGAAACCUCCACCUGCUGACUCGUGGGAUUCGCUGAGAUCACCUGAAUGCAUCUACGACAACCUGGGAGACGUCUGACUCGAGGACUAACAGACGAAACCGUUAUCCCCUUUGUGAAAAGAGGAGAAGUGCAAAUCCAGAACACUCAGUGGUGGCCUUUAUUCCUGCAGCUUUUGUAACAUUUCUUCAAACUGUGGACUGGCAUCAUUAUGUCGAUUUAUUGGAAGUAGAUCAAAGCACAACUAUAAGAUCAUGGCUGCAUGGAGUGAGACUAUGGAAGGGCCACCCUGUGUGUGUGUGUGUGUGUUUUGAGAAAGAGAGAGUGGGUGUUUGCAUGGUCAAACCCAUAACUGGAGUACCAAGCCACAGUGUGGUGGGAAGCUGCCACUUUUCUAUAACACACAUCGCACACACAGCGUCUGGAUGUGCCAGGAGCCCGGCCUGCAGGCUUCACUUUAACAAGCUGAGAGAGCGGCUUGGCUCCUUUUUAUAAAAUAUCCACCGUGCUUAUGAAGUUACUAGGAAACAUGUUUUUGCACUGCUUAGGUCCGGAGUAUCUUUGAGGCUUCAACAAAAGGAGCUGGCUUUUUCUGUUUGUGUAAUCUGGACUGAUCCAUCUUCUCAAUGAGCGGGGAGAUUUACAACAUCUGCAGCCGAGGACACUAAUAUGUGUCGUUGCAUCUGAGGAUGCAUUAAAUACAAAAACAUUGUUGCUACUGUUUUAAAGGAAGUGAGACAUAAAUGGGUCGUAAAUAGGUCCUGUGGGUCACAUGGUCGUCAUUAAAUUACAGAGGUGACUUCCUGCACAACACAAUAUUAUUGAAACUUUUAUGUUUCUAAUGACAGAAAAACUAAAUAUGAAGCUAACAAUCCCAAUGUGUCAGUGUGUCAGAAACAGCUGUGCUGUCUGUAAAUAUAACUAUUAAUAAAAAUGGCUCCAAAAACGUU